Molecule: messenger RNA, 1242 nt
Organism: Naumovozyma castellii
Lineage: Eukaryota; Fungi; Ascomycota; Saccharomycetes; Saccharomycetales; Saccharomycetaceae
Gene: LEM3
Product: Lem3p
Exons: 1
Coding region: 1-1242 (413 amino acids)
Source: RefSeq, a predicted model, not a curated record
AUGGUAAAUUUUGAUCUAAGUCAAGUGGGUGCCACUUUUCGUAAAAAGGAUAAAGAGUAUAAGGACUCAGCACCCCUCCCAGAAGAAGAGGAUGAUAUUGAUGCCUCUGAAUUUGAAGAUGAUGAAGUAGUACCCAAGAAGAUCAAGAAUAGAAGACCCAGAGAAGAUGAUUUUACACAACAACGUCUGGCGGCUAUAAACCCUGUCUUGACCCCAAACACUGUGGUACCAAUCUACCUUGUGAUUGCUGCCGUCUUCGUUAUUGUUGGUGGUUGUUUGCUAGCAGUGUCCACUAAAGUGGACGAAAUUACAUUAUACUACCAAGAUUGUGUUACUGCAGCACCUACAGAUGAUUUUGGAGACAUGCCAUCAUCUCAUUUUCAAUUCUAUUUCCAUAACGUUAAGAAUUUUAAUGUUACACCACAAUGGAAAUUCGUUGACGACCCUAAUGACGACUUCAGUGAACGUGGUACCUGUCAAAUUCGUUUCACUACCCCUAAAGUGAUAAAGAAAUCUGUCUACGUCAAUUAUAUGUUGGAGAAAUUUGCUGCUAACCACAGACGUUAUGUUCUUUCCUUUAGUGAAGAUCAAUUAAGAGGGGAACACGCCUCCUAUGAUUUAGUCCAUGAUUCUACUGGUAUUAACUGUAAGCCAUUAGCGAGAAGCAGCAAUGGUAAAUUGUAUUAUCCAUGUGGGUUGAUUGCCAAUGCAAUGUUUAAUGACUCUUUCCCCAUGCAAUUAAUAAACGUUACCGAUAAUUCUCAAAAUUAUGAUUUAACGAACCAAGGAAUCAAUUGGCAUACAGAUAGGCAAAGAUUUAAGAAGACUAAAUAUAAUUACACGGAAAUAACACCACCUCCAUUUUGGGAAAAAAGUUUCCCUGAUGGAUAUAACGAGACCAACGUUCCGAAUAUUCAAGAAUGGGAAGAAUUUCAAAAUUGGAUGAGACCAGGUGCAUUCGACAAAUCUACCAAAUUGAUUAGAAAGAAUGGUAAUUCCAGUUUACCUGCUGGAGAAUACGAGAUUGAUAUUGGAUUACAUUGGCCUGUGACGGAAUUUAACGGUAAAAAGGCUGUAUAUAUUACACAUGGUUCUAGUAUUGGUGGUAGAAAUCCUUUCCUUGGAAUUGUUUACUUGAUCGGUGGUUGCAUAUGUUGUGGUAUGGCACUUAUUUUACUGGUCUGCUGGUUAUUCAGUGGGAGAAAAAUUGCUGAUCCAAGCAGUUUGUCAUGGAAUAAAUAA